AUCGUAGGCACUUGCAGCGAACGGUCACACUGUGCGGCGGUUGGGGGCGGAAUUGAAUUUAUUUGCAAACAAAAAUCGAAACACGGGAGCACGACGUUAGCUCUGUGUCCAAAGCGCCUGUGUGAAAGUAUUCUGAUUCGCCUGCCGUGAAAGUGUUUUCCGCAAUUUUCCGCAUCCGCAUCCCCACAUUCGCAUCACAAUGGCUGCGCACUUUUUCCGCACUGCAUUUUACGCAACGGCGGCCAGAAAAUCGAUGAGUCUGCCCUUCGCCGGCCGGACAGCCGCAACUCUAGCCGUGGGCCUAUCAUUCGGUGCACAAAAUAGCCGGGCAGCCGUGCCGUACGAGAAUGCCUACGCGGACAGCUUCUUCGGGGGCUGCCAGACGCAGGGAUUGCUCCAGCGGGUUCCCCACACCGGACACAUCCAGCCCCCGCUGAUCCGGAACUUCUCGAGCCUGCAGACGGGCCACCAGCAGCAGCAGCCGGCUCCAAAUAGCGCCAUGGCCCCGUCGAACAAUCGCCGGUACCUAUCCUCGCAGGAUAUUACCAAGAACAUGACCCUGUACACCAGCACCAAGACUCAAGUCGAGGUGGAUCCCAAGACGCUGGCCUUCAAGAAGCCAACUGGCAACCCACUGUGUCUCAUGAUGGCCUGGCUGAUGGCCAAGCAGAAGCAUCUGAAGAAGUACGCCCAGAUCUACACUGAGAUGGGAUUCGACGUGGUGGUGGUGCACAUCACGCCAUGGCAGUUGCUCUGGCCGGUCAAGGGAACCCAGGUGGUGGCCGCCGAGACCAUACGAUUCCUGGAGAACAACAAGUCGUAUGAGCCCAUCGUUAUGCAUGGCUUUUCCGUGGGCGCCUACCAACUGGGCGAGAUCAUGCUGCAGAUGUCGCGCGACAUGGAUCGCUAUGGCAGCAUCCUGGACCGCUUCGUGUGCCAGAUUUGGGACAGCGCCGCCGACAUCACCGAGAUCCCGGUGGGCGUGCCAAAAUCGAUUUUCCCGAGGAACGAGCGCAUGCAGAGCGCCCUGCGCAACUAUACGCUGUACCACAUGAAGACAUUCCACAACCAGGCCACCAUCCACUAUAUGCGCUCCAGCCAGAUGUUCCACUCCACACUGGUCAAGGCCCCGGCGCUGUUCUUUGUGUCCGACAACGAUCCCAUCGGCCCGCCAUCCUCCAACCACGCCGUGCGCGAGGACUGGGAGCGUGCGAACAUCAAGGUUACGUUCAAGUGCUGGGAGCGUUCCCAGCACGCUGCACACUACAUACGGCAUCGCGAGGAGUAUCUGCAGACGCUCUUCCAGCAUCUGGAGGCCUGCGGUGUUUUGGAGGCCAUCGGAGUGCCGAAGCGCGCCAAGUUGUAGAUGUCUCUAGCGAGGAACCGCUGAUGAGUUCAGUGAUAUACAUUUAUUCAAGAAUCAACGCGAUUAUGAUUUUACCCUAGUUGUUAAGACCUAAAGAUUAACGAGAAAUGUAAAACCAAUGUCCUCUUUGAAUGAUUAUGAUCUGUGUGUCUUUCGCGAGGCAGAAUCUUCAAAAGCCCGCACGGGAAAUUCCUAGGCUAAGCUUAAAGUCGUAUUUUAUCAACUGAGAGAAAAAUGCACUACGCCUCUAUAUUGUUAUAUUUUGAGAUCGCUGCAAAACGGCUAAAUAAAGUAAUUUAAAUGAUAAAAAAAAAA
This is a messenger RNA of Drosophila teissieri, 1681 nucleotides long. RefSeq lists its product as uncharacterized. The record is from RefSeq and is a predicted model, not a curated record. The coding region runs from base 200 to 1366 and encodes 388 amino acids. NCBI's taxonomy places the organism in Eukaryota, Metazoa, Arthropoda, Insecta, Diptera, Drosophilidae. The transcript has 5 exons. Gene Ontology annotation, molecular function: serine hydrolase activity.